AUGAUAUUAAAAAUAAUAUAAACGAAUUAUUAGAUGUAAAAUUGCAAACAUAUUAUCACAACUAUUAGAAUGAGUAAAUUCUAUAUCCUAUUUUCAAUACUUUAAGUUAUGUUAUCAAUAAUACUUUUGAUCUAUGUAUGAAAUAUAUACAACUAGAUUAUGACAGAUCCGAUCCGAAAGUACUAAAUCAUUUUUAAUUACAAUAGUUUACAUCAAUCAAUUGUUGUUCAAGCAGAAGUGAUACUUACAUUAGCUAUCCUAAUUGAUAUUUCAUUAAGAAUAAUAGCAGAAAAGAAAGUAUUUCUUUAUAUCUCUAUUUUAUUAAGUAAUUCUUUAAAGAUAAAUGGAAUAUAAUAGAUUUAGGUUCCUUUAUUCUUAUUUUAAUUUUAUUACUUUUCUUCUAUUUAAUCAAUAAGUAUAUUAUAAUCAAUAAUAUUUAAGUGAAUUUGUAGCAAUAAUUGACGAUGUGAUUGGAUUAAUUGUUAUGGUUUUGAGAUAUAUUCUAUAAAUUGUUAGAUUAGCUCUUUUAAUUAAAUAGUAAGAAUAGUAUUAAAUAGAUCACAUAAAGUUAAACAACUCUAAUAAAUAGAUGAUAUCAAAUUUGAAUAAGUAGAUAAAUAAACUGAAGAUAGCACAGAUAAAUAAUAAGUUGAUGUAAAUUUAUGA
This is a messenger RNA of Paramecium pentaurelia, 666 nucleotides long. The record is from the annotation of a GenBank genome assembly. Lineage: Eukaryota; Ciliophora; Oligohymenophorea; Peniculida; Parameciidae.